Cheilinus undulatus (humphead wrasse) is the source of this 2986-nucleotide messenger RNA. RefSeq names its product ubiquitin-like modifier activating enzyme 2 (gene uba2). Gene Ontology annotation, cellular component: cytoplasm; SUMO activating enzyme complex. The transcript is spliced from 17 exons. Bases 70 to 1920 code for a protein of 616 amino acids. Gene Ontology annotation, biological process: protein sumoylation. The record is from RefSeq and is a predicted model, not a curated record. Lineage: Eukaryota; Metazoa; Chordata; Actinopteri; Labriformes; Labridae. Gene Ontology annotation, molecular function: SUMO activating enzyme activity.
UGAAGAAAGGGAAUCUGGCCGCCAUCCUUCUUGUGCUGCAGGGUUUGGUUCUGUCUACAGCCGAUCAACAUGGUCCAACUAGUGGGUUCCCUUCGAAAAGAGCUGGCCGACUCCCUUUCCACCUGCAAGGUGCUGGUGGUGGGAGCGGGAGGAAUUGGCUGCGAACUGCUGAAAAACCUCGUUCUCACCGGCUUCAAAAACAUCGAAGUGAUUGACUUGGACACAAUCGAUGUCAGCAACUUGAACCGUCAAUUCCUUUUCCAGAAGAAGCAUGUUGGCAAAUCUAAAGCAAAGGUGGCCCAGGAGAGCGCCUUGCAGUUUUGUCCCUCUGCAAAUAUCACAGCAUACCAUGACAGCAUCAUGAACCCUGACUACAACGUGGAGUUCUUCAGAAAAUUUGUGCUAGUGAUGAAUGCUCUGGAUAACAGAGCUGCCCGUAACCAUGUGAACAGGAUGUGUUUGGCAGCAGACAUCCCUCUGAUAGAGAGUGGCACUGCAGGUUACCUGGGACAAGUUACUAUUAUCAAGAAGGGAAUGACGGAAUGUUAUGAGUGCCAACCUAAGCCGACCCAGAAGACUUUCCCAGGAUGCACCAUAAGAAACACACCUUCAGAGCCCAUUCAUUGUAUUGUCUGGGCCAAGUAUCUCUUCAAUCAGCUAUUUGGAGAAGAAGAUGCAGAUCAAGAGGUGUCUCCUGAUACAGCAGACCCCGAGGCAGCAUGGAAUCCUGAAGAUACAGCUGCUCGUGCCACAGCCUCAGAAAAGGAUGGAGACAUCAAGCGAAUCUCCACCAAGGAAUGGGCUCGCUCCACAGAUUAUGACCCUGUCAAACUCUUCAACAAGCUAUUCAAAGAUGACAUUAUGUACUUGCUGACCAUGGACAAACUUUGGAAGAAGAGGAAAGCCCCUACUCCUCUGGACUGGCAGCAGCUGGAGAACUCUGCUUGUCCUCAAGAGGAAUCUCCAGUUUCAGGUUUAAAGGACCAGCAGAUUCUAGGUGUUUGGGGUCACUGCCAGCUGUUUCAGCACAGCGUAGAGACCCUCCGCCAACAGCUGCAUGAGAAGGGAGAAGGAGCAGAGCUAGUGUGGGACAAGGAUGACCCUCCAGCCAUGGACUUUGUCACCGCAGCAGCAAACCUGCGUAUGCACAUCUUCAGUAUGAACAUGAAAAGCCGUUUUGAUGUUAAGUCCAUGGCAGGUAAUAUCAUUCCGGCAAUUGCGACAACCAAUGCCAUCAUAGCAGGUCUUAUUGUGCUAGAGGCUCUUAAGAUCCUCUCUGGGGAAUUGGAUACCUGUCGCACGAUCUUCCUGAACAAGUGUCCCAAUCUUCGAAAGAAGCUCCUGGUCCCAUGUGUUCUUGACCCACCCAGCAAUAACUGCUAUGUCUGUGCCAGCAAACCUGAAGUCACUGUCAAACUCAAUGUCCACAAAACCAUAGUCCUGUCCCUGCAGGAGAGGAUACUGAAGGAGAGAUUUGGCAUGGUGGCUCCAGAUGUCCAGAUAGAGGAUGGAAAAGGGACCAUUCUUAUCUCCUCAGAAGAAGGAGAGACUGAAGCCAACAAUAGCAAAUUUCUCUCUGAUUUUGGGAUCCGUAAUGGCAGUCGCCUCCAAGCUGAUGACUUUCUCCAAGACUACACACUCCUUGUUAAUGUCCUUCACAGUGAGGAGCUAGAGCGAGAUGUUGAAUUUGAAGUUGUUGGUGAGGCCCCAGACAAAGCUCCUCCCCCUCAGACAAACCAAGAGGAAGUUAACAGUAUUACCAAUGGCAACAAGGACUCUGCCCAGCCAUCCACCUCUUCAAAAGGACUAUCAAGGUCUUUGGGUCUUUUAAAUAUCGUACAGCCUCUCCAAGGCAACCCAACCAAGACUGAUCAGACCUCAGCCUGCUGUAGCAGCCAACCACCGAUAAGCCCUCUUUGACCAGAGCCAUCUAGACACUUGUGCCUUACCAUAAAAGCGCUCCAGAGUGACUGGCCUGCAAAGACCAGACAUCCAACCUCAACAGACCAGCUCUUUUGCUUCAGCCUUUUCUUUGGCAGCUUUCCCUCAACUCCUCAAACUUUAAAAUGGGUAACAGGUACACUGCUCCUGCAGCCUGGAAUCUGCUCCAGGAGACCUUAUGUCUUGGGUAUUUGAUCUCUUUAAUUUUUUUUAAAGGUAGAAUGAAGACAGUGGAGAAAGAUGCAUCAGGUUGUAGAAUCUGACUUUCAUCUGUGACCCAGGGUUUUUUUUUUUUUUUUCUGUUAUUGUGAUUAUUCCAUUUUUAUGUCUGUGUCUUUGUUAAUCGUUCGGCUGCCUGUCUUUGCCAGGAUACUCUUAUAAAUGAGAUUCAUAAUAUCGAUGGGGCUUUCCUGUUAAAAUACAUUUAAAUAAAUAAUUAUAAUAAAUCAAUUAUAGAAUUGGCUUUCCCAUGAUUUUUUUUCACAUAUAAUGUAUUAUCAGCUGUACCUAACACAUAUCUAUUAUAAAAACAGGACGCUGUGCUUUUUGAGCCUAUUUGAUCGCCCACUACCUCAAUCCAAAAUAUUUUAAAAUCAGAUGGUACCUAGUUGGGUUCCAAUUCUUGUGUGACAACAGAUACUCUAGAAUUUGAAAGUAUAUUAUAUACUGUCCUUGCUUCAAGUGUUCACAUUUCAAAAUGUCUCCCUUUCUGUACAAAAGUUCAAAAAUGUUUAUUUGUAGACAGUGCACAACCUUUAAGUGUUUUUGCUUCAACUUUUCUUGCCUUUGGCCUGGAUGUCAGAUUUCGACAAGCUCUUUAUUGGGAGGUAGCUUACUCAGGUGAAGUUGGGGGAUGUACAGCAACUAACCUCAACACAACUAUUUUUUAGAAUGGUAACUGUUUUACUUCACCUAUGUAGAACCAGGUUGAUAUGAAUAUUUGAUUUAAACUGACCUUUGAUUUUAAUUUGAUAAAAAUUCUGAUUUCAAUCUUUUGUUUAUUUUAAGGAAUAUUGUUUUGUAUUUGUAGAGACUGAAAUUUUUU